Messenger RNA from Neohortaea acidophila, 1508 nucleotides. RefSeq lists its product as uncharacterized. The record is from RefSeq and is a predicted model, not a curated record. Lineage: Eukaryota; Fungi; Ascomycota; Dothideomycetes; Mycosphaerellales; Teratosphaeriaceae. Bases 132 to 1490 code for a protein of 452 amino acids. The transcript is spliced from 3 exons.
GCCACGCAGCCAGCCAUAUAUCACCCUCCACCCACCGUGAAACUCUAUCCUCGCUCGUCUCUAUCCGUCGCACUUCUUCCAUCUGUUGUCUCGUCUUGACGUCGUGAACUUCGACACCGACCACCGCCGCCAUGGUUUACAAGCUGUCGUAUCGCCGCCCCUCCUACAAUGCCUCCAACCGCAACUCGCUCACCGGCGAGGAGAAGGAGCGCUCCAUCAACGAAUCCAUCGCGUCGAUGGGCUCGUCCAUGAGCAAUGGCAUCCCCGAAGCCCUAUCGUUUGACCGAGUCGUCGCCGGUGGUGCCUGCCCCCCUUGUACCCUUCGCGACUUCAUGAACUACCUCAAGUACAUCGAGCAUUCUGCCGAGAACCUACAAUUCUACCUCUGGUUCCAUGACUACUCCGCGCGCUUCGAGAACCUUCCGGCCAGCGAGCGAGCCUUGUCCCCGCCGUGGUCAAAGACUCAAGCGGAAGCCGAAGUCUCGGGCAUGAAGGCAUCGACCAGGACGCCCAAGAUCGUCGACCCACACGUCGAUGCCGUCCUCCAGGGCACCGAGUUCGCAGACACCAAGCCAAAGUCGCCCGAUGAGCAGGCGGAUCCAUUUGGCACACCCGAUGCCCCAUCCUCGCCCAGCGGAAUACAAGAAGAUGGCACGGAGAGUGCGUCGUCUGCAGGGGACGAGAAAACGCUCUCGAGCAGCACGGCAGUGCAAUCCAUCGCCGCAAAUGCUUUUGAGGAUUCCGGGUUCCAGUGGAAACCUUUCACCGCUCAGCCAUAUCGCGAUGAAAUCAACCGCAUCAUCACAAUCUACCUCAUGAGACGCAGCUCACGCGAGCUCAACAUCUCCGAUCGUGAACGAGUGGCAGUCCUGCACGCUCUGCAGAACACCACCCACCCGACCGCCUUCCGUCUCCUCGCCGCCAACGUCGAAUACGCCUUGCGCCGGCAAUCCCACCCCAACUUCAUCCGCUGGACCAUCUGCAACGGCAAUCGUCCUCGCGUCGUCUUCGCCCGCGGUCUUGGCGUUUUCUGCAUCGUCGGUGGGCUGCUCGCAGACCUGCUAAUCACGCUCAGCCGCGCCAGUCGCGGCUGGCGCGCGCUACCCUUCCUCUUGUGGUUCCUCGGAAUCGCCACCCUCAUCGCCGCGUGGAAGGGAAUGUGCGUUGUCCUUCACGGUCUGCACCACCGCCAUCUUCGACCAUGGGAGCUUUUCGCAGACGACGAAGACGAUGUGCCAAGCGAGAAGCGCGACUCCUCCGACAGCCUUGCUAGCAGCUCGCGGAACUCGUUCGAGGACGAGCCGUGGGUUGCCAGCUAUCGGAAGCGCAACCUCAUUCGCAAGAUCUUCGACCGCGAGCUGUGGAUUGAGGAGCCUGCGCUGCGACAGAUACAAGACACCAUCUUCUUGCAGGCGAUCAUCGGGUCUUUUGCGUUGUCAGCCAUUAUUGUUGGCAUCUUCUGCGCGGUGCCGAAGGGCAAUUUCUACUAGCUGCUUGUUGUUCACGGU